AGAGAGCAGGAACCUGGGCUUACGAUGGGGUCCCGGGUUAGGUCCCAACCCUAGGAAAAAGGAAUAGGAUAGGGAGCAAGGACGGAGGCUUUGCUCUUACCUGCCGGCUGCCCAAUCAGCGAAAUCGAGCUCUGCAGCUUUCGCCACCGCUCACUGCCACGCUCUCCUGCUCGGCGCCCUGGCCGGGCCGGGUUCAAUAUGACCCACCAUGGCCCGCAGUCCGCAAGACCAGCUAGGGAACCCAGAUCCGCCGCCAGCCCAUCCUGGACAACUGGCGCAAGCGCAGGAGCCCGGGAGUUUCGGCCCUUCUGGUCCCGGAGCAUGCUGGGAAAUGGAGUUUACCCCUAGAGGAAUUGCUCCCAGCGAGCACAUGAUGGAGCUCUCCAAUUGACGCGCUUGUUACUGCGGAACUGCAUGGAUUCGGCCAAUGAGCGGUCGGCCUCAGUUUCACCCGUGCUUUCGGAGGGGGUUAGUUAUGGCGCCGCCUGUGAGGUACUGCAUCCCGGGCGAACGUCUUUGCAACUUGGAGGAGGGCUGCCCGGGCAGCGGCACCUACACCCGGCACGGCUACAUCUUCUCGUCGCUUGCUGGCUGCCUAACGAAAAGCAGCGAAAACGGCGCGCUUCCUGUGGUGUCUGUGAUAAGAGAGACAGAGUCUCAGUUACUGCCAGAUGUGGGGGCUGUUGUAACCUGUAAGGUCUCUAGCAUCAAUUCACGCUUUGCCAAAGUGCAUAUCCUAUAUGUGGGGUCCACACCACUUAAGAACUCCUUUCGAGGAACUAUCCGCAAGGAAGAUGUCCGAGCUACUGAAAAAGACAAGGUUGAAAUUUAUAAGAGUUUCCACCCAGGUGAUAUUGUCUUGGCCAAAGUGAUAUCGCUAGGUGAUGCACAGUCCAACUACCUGCUGACCACCGCUGAAAAUGAGCUAGGAGUGGUGGUGGCCCACAGUGAAUCAGGUGUGCAGAUGGUACCCAUCAGCUGGUGUGAGAUGCAGUGCCCUAAGACCCACACUAAAGAAUUCCGGAAAGUGGCACGAGUGCAGCCUGAAUUCUUGCAGACCUAAGAAGCCAUAUUUUACCCAAUGGAGAGGAUUAAGCUGUUUCUGAGAGUACAUGUAUGAAAAUAACAUCAAGAUGCCAUUGUCUUUAUUCAGACAUAUGGGGUCAGCCAGCAACCACCCCUAGAAAAAUCUGCUGGAACUGUGUUCCAUAGGUGGAGAAUUUUUCUUAUAACUUUCUCUUGUGUGGUGAAACUUCUCUUUUGGAGGCACCAGCGAACAAAUUGUGUAAUGUUGGAAAUAACCUGUUUCUCCUGACAGUCCUUAUAAAUGUGUAUUUUUUGCUGUGACAAAGAAAAUAGUUUUACUGAAAGAAUUUUAUGGUUUCUUUUGUCUUGAGCAGGGAUAGGAAUCUAAAUGGUAUCCUGACAGAGCAAGGGUUUGCCUGGUUUUGUGCUUUAACUGACUUGUAUAUGUGCUUGCUUGUUCUGGACAAAGCCUGAUUUCCAAUCCUUUUUACAUUUGUUGUGUUUUAAGCCUUUGUUUAUUGAGUAUUCACUGGGUCAAGUACUUUAUAUACAUUAUCUAGUUGAGGGAGAUUAUGGUUUGGUGGAAAUUACAGACAUGUGGUCCUCCAGCAUGUGAGUAGUUUUGAAAAUAAUUUGGGAAAUGUAGUAUUACUAAUGUAGUGUUUAUUAAAUCUGAAUUGAAUAGAGAGACAGACAACUGUCAUUUGAGGUGGCCAGGGAAGGAUUUGUGACAUGAGAUAAAAAGGAAUUAAAGAACUUAGAUGAGUGAAUUGAAGAUAUUCAAAGCAGAGACAGAAGAUCAAGCAAAUUUGCAGAAGUAGAAAGGAAUACAUAAGUUUAAGGAUGAAGAAAGGAUGAGAAUUAAGAUGAGUAUGAGCUGUUACUCAGGAAGCCCAGUCUGCUAUACAUAGUGACAGUGACUGUGGGUGAGCUUUGGAGUCAGCCCCCCUGGGUUUGUAUCCUCUACUUGCCUUGAGCAGGGUUUUUUUUUUUUUAAUUGAAAUUUUGUAGAUAAUUGUAGAUUCACAUGCAGCUGCAAGAAAUAAUACAGAGGGAUCCUUGUAUACUUAGCCUAGUUUCCCCCACUGGUGACAUUUUGCAAAAUUACAGUCAGGAUAGUGACAUUGAUUCUUGAGCAAGUUAUUUUUUAUGUCUUUAAGUCUGUUUCCUCAUCAGGAGUGGUAUGACCUACCUCAUCAGGGUAUUGUAAGGAAGAAAUGCAUAAAAGUUCUUAAUACAUAUUAGUUUUAUUGUUAUAUAUGAGUGUUAUUAUUAUAUCUCUGAUUGCCAUCUCAAGAAUCUACUAAAGCUAGGCCUUAUUCUAAACACUUUCAUGUAGUUUGUUUAAUUAGUUCCCUGUUUAUGGCUAUUUAAGAACUUUACAGUUUUAUCUAUUAUAGAUAAUACUACAGAGAAAUACGUGAUCAUAUAUCUUUGUGUGUGCCUGUGAUGCUUUUUUAUAAAUAUAUUUAUAGAGAAAUGGAAUGUUAGGUCCAAGAAUGUAGGUAUUUUAAAUUUUGAUUCUCCCUUAUUGUCUUCCAGAAAUACUCUACCAAUUGAUUCUUUCACCAACAGCCAUUUUAUGUCAUCUCUGAACCUCACAGUGACUGUAUAAAGUAGUACUCAUUUUCAUAUUUUACAAAGAAGGAUACUAAAGCUUAGAAAGACUAAUUUACUUGCUUCAAGUCAUACAGCCAUCAGGCAGCAGAGCAGUAUUCAACACCAAGUCUGUUUUACUGAAAAGCCCAGGUACUUUGUUCUGUGCUGUGGUGCCUCCCUUAUGCCAAUUACUAAAUAGAACUUUGGGCAUGCCAGUAGAGUCUCUCCAGGCUGGCAUUGGUUCAUUAAUCAUGAGUGCUUUUUUGAAUAUCAUUCAUUCCAUUGGAUAUCAUUGAACAACUGCAGGCAUACCUUGUAGAUCUCGUGGUUUCAGUUACAGACCACUGCAGUGAAGCAAGUCUUGUAAAUUUUUUGGUGUCCCAGUGCAUAUAAAAGUUAUGUUUACACUAUACUGUAGUCUAAGUGUACAGUAGCAUUAGAUCUAAUAAAACAG
Molecule: messenger RNA, 3079 nt
Organism: Choloepus didactylus (southern two-toed sloth)
Lineage: Eukaryota; Metazoa; Chordata; Mammalia; Pilosa; Megalonychidae
Gene: EXOSC1
Product: exosome component 1
Exons: 8
Coding region: 428-1063 (211 amino acids)
Biological process (GO): RNA processing
Cellular component (GO): nuclear exosome (RNase complex); cytoplasm
Molecular function (GO): RNA binding
Source: RefSeq, a predicted model, not a curated record